AUGUCGACUACUGUAGCACAGCCUGUCUUUUCUGUUGAUUUAAAUAUGGUGAUGACGUAUCAGAAAAUGGUAUGUCCUACACUUUCCAUUCCCCUUCUACUUCUCCAAAUACGCGAUUCGUUACUCAAGUUUGGUGGCGAUAAGACGGAAGGCAUUUUUAGACUUUCUGCGAAACAGGAGGAAGUUGAUUGUUACAAGUUGCGGUUCAACAAAGGGGACUACUCGAUAUUUAAAGAGUGUAGUUGUCAUACAUUGGCCAGCCUUUUUAAGCUUUUUCUCAGAGAAUUACCAAACCCGGUCAUCCCGUCGAAGUUUUACGACAACUUUGUCAACGAAGAUGUUGUCGAACAAUUUGAGAAAGACCCGGACUCGAUUUUAAAAGCACUUGAAAUCCUUCCCGCUGUCAACAAAUCGACGGUCAUCUUUAUCAUCAAUUUCCUCCAAACUGUUUCGCGGAAUGAAAGCGAGAGUAAAAUGGGGGUCGACAAUUUGUCGAUUAUAUUCUCCGCUUGUAUGCUUGUCUCAAACGAUUUGGACCCUUUCAUGGCACUCACCAAAACAAAUUUAGCCAAGGCUUGUAUCGCGGCAAUGAUCGAAGGUCUUCCGCAGUCCGCAAUCAACAUGGUGAAUCUCUCCUACAAUGAUUAUGACCACAAUGGGUUACUCUUACUUGACGAAGACCCCGUCGUUCAGUUCAUUGAAGAAAAACAAAAGAAGAAGGAGAUCAAAGUCGAAGCAAAGAAAGGUAUUUUCCGUACACGUGACAAGACCGUUUCAAGGCCCGAGAAAUUGCAUUUGAAAACAAGUUCUGAGAUCCCAAAGAGUGUGACCCUCUUAACAGCGUCAGCCUCUUCUUUACUUGGCGAUCACAAACGGGUGACAUCCGGUGAGUUUAAGACACAGUCCGCGCGCAAUUCCACAAGUGUUUCUCAAAUGUUUGAUAUCGUGACCCUCCCCGACAGACUCAAGUUGCCCUCUUUUUUAAAUACAAAAGUGUUUUCUACAACGAAUUGA
Messenger RNA from Entamoeba invadens IP1, 1014 nucleotides. Its product is annotated as Rho GTPase-activating protein, putative. Gene Ontology annotation, cellular component: cytoplasm. The transcript has a single exon. Gene Ontology annotation, biological process: signal transduction. Bases 1 to 1014 code for a protein of 337 amino acids. NCBI's taxonomy places the organism in Eukaryota, Evosea, Mastigamoebida, Endamoebidae. The record is from RefSeq and is a predicted model, not a curated record. Gene Ontology annotation, molecular function: GTPase activator activity.